AUGACCGGCGAUUGCGCUGAGAAAGCUCGGCCACACUUGUUGUUUGUACACAACGACCGUGCCGUCUACCAGAAAUGUCGAAGCCUGAUCAAGGGUAGCGGACUGAUGAAAGACUACCCCAGUGUGACGAUUGGAGAGAAAAAUACGCUCAAGUUACUUGCUACAAGAAUGGCUGCUCGCGAUCGACCAUUAGCGGUUACAACCAGUGAAUUAGCUUCUAUGAUCAGUAUAUCUGGUAACAGGAUAUUCGUGGGUCCUUCAUCCACAUCCAUCUCGCCAAAACAUGUUGCCACUGUUGGAGGGAUUAUCAGGCACGGUAGUGAUGUUUUCAUCUUCUCCGCUGGACACCCUUUCAGCUCCAGUUCAGAUACCUCCAAAUCCCAAACGGAGUGUCUCAGCGAAGAAGGACACCCUGAGAAACCUAAAGGUGCCGCAACCAUGAAAAUGUUUAACGAGGCAGGCUCACUUCAACUGGACCAAGUUGGAGGACGGUUUGCUUCCGACUUAUACAUACACGCCUCGGACUUGGCCGCCGCUUCACAUGUUCGAGUUAACCUCAGCCAAUCUCUGGCACAUCGAUCUCAGACGACUCACGAUCAACCUUCUGGCCAAAUGAAGGGAGACGAGGCAUUCGGAUUGGCGCAGAUUCAGGGGCGGCGGCGUGAUCAAUUUGCUGAGAAAGAAACGAACCCUAUCGUUUCCAGCAAUUUGGACUACUCAGAUAAUGACGCCAUCAAGGUUUUCUAUACUGCGUCAGGGGGACUUCUGAUUGGAACGCUGGAUGGCGCGCUGUCGCAUAUCCGUCUACCAAACAGCAGCACGUUCCACGAAGUCUAUGAAAUUCAAUUCGAUGUCCCUCUUGCGCAAGGCGACUGUGGCUCAUGGGUACUGGACGCAGAAACUGGUGACCUCUACGGCCAUAUAAUCGCCGGCUGUGAGCGCAAGGGGAUCGCAUAUAUCAUGCCUGCGCGGGACCGUUUUGACAACGUACAGGCAUGCCUUAACCAAGGUCUGCUGGGAGACUCUGACCUCGUCCUGGAAGCAUUGUUGACAUCCGAACGCCCAGCGUUCUCGACCGACGCCACGCAGACGUCCACAUGUCCAGAGGAGCGCGAAAUAGCAUUGCAAACAGCAAAAUCCAACAACACCGGGUGUUACAUCUGA
Molecule: messenger RNA, 1164 nt
Organism: Cladophialophora bantiana CBS 173.52
Lineage: Eukaryota; Fungi; Ascomycota; Eurotiomycetes; Chaetothyriales; Herpotrichiellaceae
Exons: 2
Coding region: 1-1164 (387 amino acids)
Source: RefSeq, a predicted model, not a curated record